AUGAAUCAGACAACAGUGAUCUAUCGGGACUCCUUAACAGAAGCCUUAAUAAAGAACAUGGUAACCGUGACUGUCUGUGUCUCCAUCAUCUACAUCAAUGGGAUGCUGGUGCACAUCUUCACCAGACACCAGAUUUUCUACACGAAUCCCCGGUACAUCCUGUACAUCCACCUGGUCAUCAACGACAUUAUCCUGUUGAUAGUGUACAUCCUGCUCCAAGCCCUGAGUUACAGCUCAUCUGGAAUCAACAUCUCAUUAUGCAUCAUUCUGAUCGUGGCGGCUGUUUUGUCCAAUCAGAACAACCCUCUGACCAUCGCUGUGAUGUCUGUAGAGUGUUACGUGGCCGUUUGCUUCCCUCUCCAUCACUCACGGAUCUGCUCUGUCAGGAAGACGUACGUCCUGAUCGCUCUGAUCUGGCUGGUCAACUCACUCUCAAUCCUUCCAGAUGUGUUUGUCACAUUGGGAACAGAAACCACAGAUUUCCUUCUUUCGAGAAAGAGGUGCCUGAGGAAAAUCGUUUUUAAGAACAUUAAUCUGGAAAUUAAGAGGCCGAUAUCUGACAUUUUAUUUUUAGUGCUUGUUUGGUUCACUGUUUUUUUUGCAUACUUCAAGGUUUUGUUUGCUGCAAAAGCAGCUAUUGCGAAUGCUAAGAAAGCUCGAAACACCAUCCUGCUUCACGGUUUUCAACUGCUGCUCUGUAUGCUCAACUUCCUGUUGAACCUGAUCUUAGAAGGACUGGCUGUCAUUUUUCCCAGAAGUAUUGCAAAUCUUUACUUCAUGCUUUCUUUUUUCAUCCACAUUUUGCCUCGACUCAUCAGUUCAGUAGUUUAUGGGAUAAGAGACAAGACGUUCAGGAAGUACCUGAAGAAGUAUCUGCUCUUCACAGAUAACUUUGUGAAGAUUCAUUCAUUUACGUGACAAUGGUUUCUAAUGAAAAUGCAAAUUUUUAUCUUUAUUUUACUUUUUUUCCUUUGGGUGCUCAGGGGAAAGAAGGAGGAACUGAACCUCCAGUAUGUCAUGACUCCCAGUCCAUAUCCUCCUGGCCUUGGUAGUUUCAGAACUGAGUGUGACUUGAAUCCAACUUGGUCAUCUGUCUGUACAAGUGUCUGCAUACUCGUUAAUCUUUAUAGCAUCUUGUUCUCUGCACACUGUAUGUGUGUAGCUUCAGUACAAAAACAAACAACAGCACCCACUCACAGAGUUUCUGCCGUUUUCACUUGAAAUAUCAGCACACAAAAGCAGCCUAUGUUCUGCUGUCUUGUCAGCUAUGUGAACCAACAAAACAA
Messenger RNA from Salarias fasciatus (jewelled blenny), 1286 nucleotides. RefSeq names its product odorant receptor 131-2-like. The coding region runs from base 1 to 918 and encodes 305 amino acids. Lineage: Eukaryota; Metazoa; Chordata; Actinopteri; Blenniiformes; Blenniidae. Gene Ontology annotation, cellular component: membrane. Gene Ontology annotation, molecular function: G protein-coupled receptor activity; olfactory receptor activity; odorant binding. Gene Ontology annotation, biological process: G protein-coupled receptor signaling pathway; detection of chemical stimulus involved in sensory perception of smell. The record is from RefSeq and is a predicted model, not a curated record. The transcript has 2 exons.